UGCCGUUAUGAUGGCCAUUUCUCGUUCUUUUUCGGCAUCGCAUCAGCAGCCUACGGGGUAACUAGCAGGAAUCAACGAAACUGCUGGAAUCUCUCCCUCUCUCCCCGAAGUCUUUACCUCGUUAGUAUCGGUUCGACUUCCUGGAACUCUCGCCCUAUUAAAGCUGCGGAACCGCUGUUCUCUUAUCUUUCUCUCUCCCGUUUCUUCCUCAUUUGCCCCCAAAAGCAAUCCUCCCCUCCCCCCAGUGUAGAUCUAUAUGAACACACACGUCACCCUCACACCAUAUCGCACAGCAAAAGACCAUCACGAGCCAUUGACAUCCACCACACCCUAUAACUCGUGCGUCGGACCCAGAUCAAUAGACCGAUCUAUUCAUUCAAUCGACCACCUCCGAGCUUAAGAUACGAGCUUAUCUCACAACACCACAAUGGCGUCCGCAUCACGAUGCUUCACCCGCGCUCUGCGCACCACAGCUCCCACCCUGCGCAGCACCACAACCCGCUCCGCCCGAUUCGCCAUCCCCCAGCAGACCUUCCGUCAGCAAUCUCGCCGCGGCUAUGCCUCCCAGCCCGAGCAGGCCGACACCUACGAGGGAAACCCCUCCGCCAUGAUGUGGGGAGCGGGUGCAUUGCUGGUUGGUGCCGCCGGAUACGGCCUCUACAACUACAAGCCUGAGCUCUUCGGCAAGGAGGCAAAGGCGAAGGGCAUCUUCCAACCCAGGUUCGAGGACUACCAGAAGGUCUAUGAUGCCGUGGCGAAGAAGCUCGCGGACGAGGAUGACUACGACGAUGGCAGCUACGGACCCGUCCUGCUGCGUCUGGCAUGGCAUGCCUCUGGAACCUACGAUGCUGCAACUGGCACUGGAGGUUCCAACGGUGCAACCAUGAGAUUCGCACCCGAGAGCGACCACGGCGCCAACGCUGGUCUCAAGGCCGCGCGUGACUUCCUCGAGCCCAUCAAGCAGCAAUUCCCCUGGAUCACCUACUCCGACCUCUGGAUCCUCUCCGGCGUCGCCGCCGUGCAAGAGAUGCAGGGUCCCAAGAUCCCCUUCCGCCCCGGCCGACAGGACCGCGACGUCUCGUUCUGCACGCCCGACGGCCGCCUCCCCGACGCCUCCAAGGAGCAGAACCACAUCCGCGCCAUCUUCGGCCGCAUGGGCUUCGACGACCGGGAGAUGGUCGCCCUGUCCGGCGCCCACGCCCUCGGCCGCUGCCACUCCGACCGCUCUGGCUUCGACGGCCCCUGGACCUUCUCACCUACCACCCUCACUAACGACUACUACAAGCUCUUGCUCGACGAGAAGUGGGCCUGGAAGAAGUGGAACGGCCCCAAGCAGUUCGAGGACGUCAAGACCAAGUCGCUCAUGAUGUUGCCCACCGACAUGGCGCUCAUCAAGGACAAGGCUUUCAGGGCCCAUGUCGAGCGCUACGCCAAGGACAACGACGCUUUCUUCAAGGAGUUCUCCGAUGCCGUGUUGAGGCUCUUCGAGCUCGGCGUGCCGUUCGUCGCCGCCGAGGACCAGAGGUGGACGUUCAAGAGCUCGUUCGAUUAAGCGUUGUGCAGUGUGCGUGGGUGUAAUGUGCGAUGGGGACGUUUGAUUAGAGAUAGACGAGCAUUUUCUCCCGUGGUGGCAAGUGUCUCCGGGGAGGAGAGAACGUAGAUACCCGACUAGACCAACUAGAUGAUCCACUUAGAUGCUGCAUAUAUGCAUGUAUAGAUGGAGGAGAUGUUUCGUGGCAUAGAAGCACUUUUGCGGUCACGUUUUGUGGCGAUUUCUAUUGUAGUUGUAGUAGUAUAUGAUUAUACAUUUCAGAACCCGU
Molecule: messenger RNA, 1820 nt
Organism: Aaosphaeria arxii CBS 175.79
Lineage: Eukaryota; Fungi; Ascomycota; Dothideomycetes; Pleosporales
Product: class II peroxidase
Exons: 3
Coding region: 428-1552 (374 amino acids)
Biological process (GO): cellular response to oxidative stress; hydrogen peroxide catabolic process; response to reactive oxygen species
Molecular function (GO): peroxidase activity; heme binding
Source: RefSeq, a predicted model, not a curated record